Molecule: messenger RNA, 1953 nt
Organism: Cyprinodon tularosa
Lineage: Eukaryota; Metazoa; Chordata; Actinopteri; Cyprinodontiformes; Cyprinodontidae
Gene: cunh5orf15
Product: chromosome unknown C5orf15 homolog
Exons: 3
Coding region: 32-1018 (328 amino acids)
Source: RefSeq, a predicted model, not a curated record
CAAAGCCCGCCCCCUUCAGUCACUCACCAACAUGGCGACACACGGAUAUCAGAGGCAACGCAGAGGAAAUAUUUACGCCCUUUGUUUGGUUAUUUUUCUCCAGUUAUCCUUCAAAGCCUGCCUUUCAGCUCCAACUGAGUUAGUAACGGAAGACCCUAAAGGAUCUGCUGUACAAGGCAACCCACCUGCUUCGCCAACCCUAAUGAGUGUAACAUCUUCAAGAAAUCAUUCAGAUCCAAGUAUUACUACAAACAACUUGCCAGGAUCCAACGCCACUAAUCCUAUACCCCAAAAUGACGGCAAAACCACAACUAUCCAGAAAACCACACAGCCGGAUGGUAAAAAAGUCACCACAAAGAGUUCAUCUGUUUCGUCAACCCUGGGGUCAAUAGACAAAGUAAGUGAUACUACAAAUCCAGUGCAAAAUGCUUCUCUGGGACCAGAUGCGACAGCAACAAAACCGACUACACAACCUCCUUCAAAAGCUCCUACUACCACCAAAGCGGCAACACCCGAAACAGAAAAGCCUGAAAAUGACAUCAAAGACGCUACGACAAACCCAACCACAGUGGAGAGUAUUGAUGCCCUGCUGCCAACCGACGACAAGGAAUCUGAAAACACUAAUAAUUUGGACGAUACAAAUGACAAGUAUUACGAUGAUAAUGACGAUGAUGACGACAGUGAGGAUUACAUACAAUCCACCAAUGACGGCAUCUUUGAGUUAAAAGACAAUAAAGACCAAAGUAAAAUGAAACAGCCAUCACAGAUAUAUGAACCCAACAGCAACGACUCUGAAAAUCAGGACUCCAACUUCUUCUUUCACCUGGUCAUCCUGGUUCUCCUGGUGGCCAUUGUCUACAUUACAUAUCACAACAAGAGGAAGAUUUUGCUAUUGGUUCAGAGCCGUCGGUGGAAAGAAGGUUUAUGUUCCCGCAACAACGUGGAGUAUCGGCGCCUGGACCAGAACGUCAACGAGGCCAUGCCGUCCCUCAAGAUGACCAAAGAUUACAUUUUCUGAUUGGCACUGUUCAUUCCUCAUGUCUAGAUCCUCUUUGUAUGAUCACUCGCAUAGUAGAGACACUUAGCCUUUUUUAAAGAUUUACAUUAAAGCAGGGGGAAAAAUUAACAUAUUUUGGAGUAGAUCUAUAAAGUUGGUUGCCUAUUUUGAUUUUUCUGUUUUUGUUUUCUCUGGGUUUAUUUUUGAUAUAGAGGUCUUAUUCAAGUCUAUGGUCCUUGUCCAGCUGCUGCUGUGCUGCUCUUGCAGUGCACUUAAUUGAUACUCAGUUAGACUUAAACAAAUAAUCGCUUGUAACCUUUAGCUUUCCUAAUAAAAUUAACCGAGAUAGAUUUCUCUCUCAGCAGCUGAACCAAGCCAUGUACUGGCACACAAAGCACUUUCUGUGUCAUGCAUAUAUUUAUAUAAAAAGCAUUAACUAGCUAAGCAGAGCAGCAAUGUAAAUUUGGCAAAAAAUCAACAUGUAUUUGUCAAACUACUCACUGGUUGCACCUUGUAGAUAAAACAAGAAAAUAGACUGUUUGUUUUCAAGCUGUACCGAUAAUUUAAAUGUAGGUUUUUUUUCUUUAUCUAAAAAAAAAAAUAUUUACAGAAUAUAUGUUGAAUUAUUCUCUUGAAGUUGUUUUCCAACAACCUGUUAUGAAAAAUGCACAGUGGCCUCUGUAUGCUAAAAUUUGGUUAAUGGAUGUAAAAUGAAGUAGUUAGGCAUUUUAAAGAUGCACAUUAAGCAUUAGAUCAGGGAGGAGUAUUCAUGAUGAUGGAUGGUGUUGGAUGAUUUUGCGUUUAAGCCAUUUACAAACUUAAAUGAUUGGUGCAGGAUGGAAUGUAAUAUUGUAAUUUAUAGGAGAAUCAUUUUUUUCUAUGUUUGCUGCCCAGACUUUGCUGUGCAGGUGUUCUGAGGCAGGCCUUUCGUUCUAUAGGUUUCUGUCAACACAUCG